AUGGACACCAGAAUAUUCAAGGAAAUUUAUAAUUCGAGAAUAAAUCGCAAAAUGCCUUCUUUUGAAGUUCCAGAAGCGGUCAAGGUAUAUAUUUUUUCUUCACAUUAUGAAAAUAUUUUCAAGUUUUCUUCAGGAGGUGAAUGUAAAAAUUUACAAAGCGAAUGAUCCCUUUUUGUUUGAAAAUCAGCUGAAAGCGGAGAAUUUGAAAGCGCAAGAGGCACCAGAAGACGCCCACAAGACGGUUUUCACAUUUUUUUUAACUUCGAAGAAUAUUUGAUUGCAGCAACAUCCACUUCAUAAGGAGGAGAAGGCAUACAUUUUCGAAGGAGAACACGCGUUCAGUGAUGGGAUCGCCCAAGUAAUAUUUCGCAAAAAAAUUGUUUUUAAUUUUUAAUUUUCUGGCUUGUUUGUUAUCAAGAAGCGUACUUCGUCAAGGACUUCCCGAGACUGUUUUGCACAAUUUGGCGAAAGUUGACGUUUCUGAAGAGGCGGUAAAAUUUUUGAUAUUCAUAAAGUUCAAGGGCUCGAAGUUUUAAGAAAAAAAAAACUGUUUGCGCCUUCCAAUGUUUUUUUUCUGUUUUAGAAUUAAAACACAAAAAAAUCCAUUCUUUGUGAAGAAUGUAAGAAGAAAAAUUUGAAAAUUUUUCUUUUCUUGAUUUUCAAAUAUUUGAUUUCUAGAACUCUGUCCUCAAAUGAAUAAUGAAUUUUGCGCUCAGGUCCGCGAUUCUAUACUCCACGGAGAAAAGUACGAUCCAUCUCUGGAAAAACUGCCGAGGCGGUUUGAUCCCGUUCUUUUCUGGAUGAAGCACAUUCGAGUUCACGGCACGCCAGUUCUGAAGAGAAAGUUUCUCAGUAAGAAAAUAAAGGUAUUGAUUGAAUUUUUUCAGUAAUAUCAUUCUGGACAACCUCCUGAGACACAUUAUCUUUGCCGCGAUUCGCUCCGGAGCUUUGGGCGGUGAUGCGUUGUUCCAGUAAGUGUUUCUUCAAUACAGAAAUUCUUAGGGUAGAUGAAAAAUUCAAGAAUUUUUUGAUAUCGUUCAAAGUGGCUCUUUUUCUACUUUUUUUUUUGUUCUGACUUUUUUCACUCGAGUUCCACUAUUUAUUUCCAGUUAUGACCGAGAUGAGGCGAUUUCAACAAUUCUAAAAGACGAGAAAAGGCCAUUCGUUCUACGGGGAAUGCCUCAUAUCACGGUACAAACCGCGAAUUCCGCCGUCAAUUUGCCUUGGGCCAGUGAAGCCGAAGUUCAGGCCGCUUCGUGAGAAUUCUUCCUCAUAAAACUCGAAUUUUGAUUUUUUAGAGCCGAGCCCCUGCCGGACAUUUACCCAAUUGCUCCAGAGAUCGACCUCCGGCUUCAGAACGUCUAUAACGACGAGACGUUGAUUCCGAGGCGAAAAAGCGACCUCAACCUGCAUUCCUUGCUCUGGUCGAGGGAACAAGACCAGAAAUACCCUUGGACGAGGUUUUGGCGGAUAGAAAUUAUUGUUAAUAAGCAUUUGGUCAGAAGAAAUGAGCAAAAUAGAGAUUUUUUUAAAAGCAAAAAGUCAAUAUUUCGAGUACAUUUGAAUUAUCGAACAAGGGAAAUAACGGUCAUUAAGCUUUUCCUGUCGAAAAAGAACUAAAAAUGAUAUUUUUCAGGUUUUAAAGGAUUUUUUUAUAUACUAUUUGAACGGAUGAUCUUUCGAAUUUCGAUUUUUGGAUUUCAACUUGUUAUAAGUUUAAAGUGAUUUGUUUUUUUUUCCAUCAAAUUUUUUCUUUUUCGUAAUAUUCUUCUCUUUUUCCUCAAAAAGUAAUGUUAUAACUCACAGUUGUUUUAUCUGAAAGAAAAAAAAACCUGUAUAUUUGUUUUCAUUGAACUUUCGAAAUUUUUUGAAUUUUCCAAUUGAAUCACGUGUUUCUUUUUUCAACCAGACCUUAAAAUUGAGACAGAUUCUUAGGCGGAAAUCAGCUCAAAUCAUCAAUUCACUCUAAAAUACACGUUCAUAAUUUCAAGAGAGCAAAACGCGGCCAACGCCAUCAUGCAUACGUACGGCGCAGCGGUGGCGCAAGCCACCCGUAACGAAACUCCGAAACUUCCUGUUGUACGUGUCGAUUCGUCUAUUUCCUCAUACAAUUUUAGAUGAUGCGAGGAGUCCAAUUGGUUGAUGGGCGGCUAGAUUUGGUCGCUUUCCAGUUGAACAGUUUGGAUAGGAAUGAUGACUCAGUGAAGAACAUUGUGUGGCUUGAGAAAGGUGAAGAUUUUAUAUCAAUGCAAUGGUUUUUUUUUUCUUUGAGUAUGAAGUUUGAACUAUCGAAAAAAGUUUUGAAGGCUCAAUUAAUGAUUAUUGAUAACCGAGAACUUUGAGUUUGAAGAUAAGCGUUUUAAAAGUUUAAAAUAGUUAGGAUCUUAGGUGUGAUUCUGUUUCGAAAUCUCACUCUGUGCUCAUUGAUUUGCUUAAUUUUCAUUGAAAAAUUUAUUUUUCCAGGCAUUCGCUUGUACAAACCAAAGCCCUACUAUGAACAGCUUCAAUCAGUCGAAGAGGUUAUAAUUUAUUAUUUUUGAUCACCUCAUACCCGAUUCCAGGUGGAUAUGAACAGCUUCAAGAAGUUGGCAGCGUUGGUGCUGACGUUUGGAAAAGAAUCAUAA
This is a messenger RNA of Caenorhabditis auriculariae, 2624 nucleotides long. The record is from the annotation of a GenBank genome assembly. NCBI's taxonomy places the organism in Eukaryota, Metazoa, Nematoda, Chromadorea, Rhabditida, Rhabditidae.